Molecule: messenger RNA, 579 nt
Organism: Manihot esculenta (cassava)
Lineage: Eukaryota; Viridiplantae; Streptophyta; Magnoliopsida; Malpighiales; Euphorbiaceae
Exons: 3
Coding region: 1-579 (192 amino acids)
Molecular function (GO): nucleic acid binding
Source: RefSeq, a predicted model, not a curated record
AUGGACCGGGGUUUGAUAAUUGAUAUAUCUGUAUUAGGUGCAAUCUUAGCACACUUUAGAGUACAACUAGACCUCAAAGAUAGAAUUAGAAAUUUGCAAUACAGGGGCCUGCAAUUGAUGCAGAUUAUAGAAGAGUAUGCUAAGUGCCUUCCACCCGAAAAUAAUGGACAGUCUGAGAGGUCUAUACAAACAUUAGAAGAUAUGCUUCGUAUGUGUGCCAUAAAUUUUGGUGGCCAAUGGGAUGAUCGACUACCAUUGGUGGAGUUUGCUUACAAUAACUGUUAUCAUUCCAGGAUUGGUAUGGCACCUUAUGUGGGUCCUUUUGAAAUCAAAGACAGAGUUGGGAUAGUUACUUAUCGAUUAGAGUUACUGUUAGAAUUCUCACAAGUUUAUCUAGUGUUUCACAUUUCGAUACUGAAAAAGUACAUAUCUAAUCCAUCACAUGUAUUGCAACCAGAAUCAAUAGAAAUUAAUGAGAACUUAUCUUAUAAGGAGCAACUUAUAGCCACAAUGGAUCAUCAGAUAUAUCAACUUCGGUCAAAACAAAUACCUAUGGUCAAAGUUUUAUGGAGGAACUAG